GGGCAAAAGCCCCCUCAGUGAUGAAGCGCGGUGCUGGGGUGUGAAGGACCGACGGACAGACUGCACAGGCGGGCGCUGGUCACUGCUCCUGAGGUGGUGCAGCGGGUAGGACCUGGGAGCUGGGUUGCAUCGCAGCCAGCACUCGUUGGGACGUCCCGGGACCUGUAAUUCUCUUACCCUCGCAGAGUCCUCCUCCUGUCUUCCCGUCCGGGGUCCCGAAGAAGCAGCGAGCUACCCAGCAAGGGCUGGUAAUAAGGCACACCCCGGGCUCCAUGGCUCUAGUGGGGCGCGCAUCCCGGCUCCCGGGGCUCCCACUGCUCCUCCUGGCCGCUCUUGUCUACUUCGCCUCCUCGGAGGCACCAGUUGAUCACCCACUGAAGCCAAGAAAUGUGAGACUGCAGUCCACUAAGAGGGGCCUGAAAGUCACGUGGGAACCACCCAAAGAGGCAACCACUAGACCUGUGGAGUUUUACAACAUUGCCUAUGGGAAGUCACUGAAAAAUCUUAGCUACAUCAAGGUGAAUGGUGCUACGCACUCCUUCCUUAUUGAGGAUGUGGAGCCUGGGGUAGUGUACUUUGUGCUGGUUACUUCAGAGAACUACAAUGGAGUGAGCCGCCCAGUGUACAGAGCUGAAAGCCCACUUGGAGGUGAAUGGAUCAAGAUUGAUGGUUUUUCCAUUAAGGGUCCAGAACCACUUAAUGAGACCAUGACAGAAAAGGAAGUGCCAAACAAACCUAUGCGAGUUCGAGUCCGGCCUUCAGAUGACAAACUCUCUGUUCAGUGGAAAGCGCCACGUGCAUCAGGUAUAAAGAGUCCCCGUAGGUCCCAAGGUUUUCUCCUGGGCUAUGGAGAAAGUGGCAGGAAGAUGAAUUAUGUUCCUCUGACAAGGGAUGAGCGAGCACAUGAAAUUAAAAAACUAGCCUCUGAGUCGGUGUAUGUGGUCUCCUUGCAGUCUAUGAAUUCCCAGGGGCAGAGUCAGCCUGUGUACAGGGCUGCUUUGACCAAGAGAAAAAUUGAAGAGGAGGAUGAGCUUGAAGAGCCUGAAGACAUAAGUGUGCGAGUUAUGUCAUCUCAGUCAGUUCUUGUUGCCUGGGUGGAUCCUGUUUUGGAAAAACAGAAAAGGACAGUUGCAUCUAGGCAGUAUACUGUGCGCUAUCGAGAGAAAGGAGAAUCGGCAAGAUGGGAUUAUAAGCAGAUUUCUGGAAGAAGGACUCUGAUAGAGGACUUGAUUCCAGACACCAUGUAUGAAUUUGCAGUCCGUAUUUCACAAGGUGAAAGAGAUGGCAAAUGGAGUACUUCAGUCUUUCAAAGAACACCGGAAUCUGCUCCUACCACAGCACCUGAAAACUUGGAUGUCCGUCCAGUAAAAGGCAAACAAACAGCUGUCACCGCAUCUUGGGAUGCACUUCCAGAGACAGAAGGGAGAGUCAAAGAAUACAUUCUUUCAUACGCCCCGGCUCUCAAACCAUUUGGAGCAAAGUCCCUCACCUAUCCUGGAGAGACUACUUCUGCCAUAGUGGAUGGUCUGCAGCCUGGGGAACGCUAUCUUUUCAAAAUCCGGGCCGCAAACAGGAGAGGACAGGGUCCUCAGUCUAAAGCCUUCAUUGUCGCUAUGCCAACAACUGUCACCAAUGAUCCAAAUGCUCAUCAGAGAAUGAAUAUGGAAGACAAAUUGGAUCCUAAAAAGCCUGAGCCUUCACAAAAAAUCCCAUCACCACCUUCCUCUAAGCACAUUCAUUCAUCUCUUUCUCCCAAGGGGAAAGAUACAAAAACCCCACUUCCUGAUUUAAAAAAUAAGAUUUUGACUAAUAGUGAAGUCCUCAGUAAAUCUCAGCUACCCUCUAAAAAAAGAGCAGAAACAGGCUCUGAUCUCCAGUCAACAGAAGUCACUGAUGAUGACUUAGAUUCCCAUUCAGAGUCACCAACGUCACAGUCUAAGACCCAAGGUUCCAGGAGAAAUGGUAGGCCACCAUUACCAAGUGGAUCCUUUCCUUCUGUCUUAGGACCUGGCAAGACCCCAAUGAGAGCUCGAAUUCCCCUGUUAACCCGGAAGACAAACCUAGAUUCACAUGAUUCUUCAUCUUCCUCUCAGAAUUCACAGACUGCUUCCACAUCUCCAUCAUCUUCAUCUUUCCAGGUAUCUGAUGAUGAAACCAGGCACCAGAGAAUGCGUAAUUCUGAUUAUCCAUCUUCCAGAGUCACCUCUGUUAACCCAUCUCAUGAAAACACAAGUAAUGACCCUGUUGUUGAUGAUGAUGGUGAUGAAAAGAAAGAAGGACUUACUAAAGAUCUCCCACAUUCGAAAUAUCCUUCAUCUGGCAAGCCAGUUUCUAAUACUAUGGAGCGUUCUCGGUUGACUAUACCAUCAAAUCGACAGCUUGUCACACAGAGGGAGAAGAGUCCUACACGUGGUGAAGGAAAAUCACAUUUACCUGCUCAUACAAAUGCUCCAUCUGAGAACUGGGAGGAAAAAUCAAGUUUUCUGGUCCCAGCUACAAGAACAUCUUCCCAUGGGGGAACUUCAAGGACAUUGCCAACCAGAUUUCACCCUGGAUCUCAUUCUCGAGUGCUGAAAAAUGAUCAGGAGGCAAGAGCCAUCAACUCUGCCUUGCCAUCACAGUCCACAGUUUCUUCUCCAGCCCAUCAUACUCCCAGCCACUCACACCUCCCCUCAAUGAAGCAGACCCCAAGGGAAAGGAUUGGAUCUGAUGAUGAUGGCAAUGAAGACCAUGAUGUAGAAGAUAAAAAGAAGACAGAUUCUACCUCUUCUACAUUUCACUCCAGGUUGGCAGCAGGUCAGCCUGUCUCUGGAAACUUGAAUUUUCCCAGACGUAGGACAUUUUCUUCCAGUAGUCGAUACCCCAACAGGGCUGGCAGUAGUCAAAGUCUCCGGUCACACUCUUCUAGCUCUCCUCAAUCCACAACAUCAUCUAGGGUUCAUUCUCAAAAUAUUGCUGAUAAAGAUGAGGAGGAAAGGGAAGAGGAAGAUGAAGAAAGACCACUUACCUCUACUAUUGUAAAUGAUUAUCUGCCUUCCUCUUCUAGGCAGCCUACUUCACAGAGUUCAGAUCACAUAAGAAGAAUCCCCCAGAGAGUGUCAAGUGCUCACCGAAAAGUGCCCCUCACAGAAAAUGCCAAGUCUCCAGUAACUUCUCAAUCAUCUUCAUCUGAUGCACGCUCUCAGGACAAUUCACCAUCUUUUCCCAAUAAACUGCACCCACAAGAUACUCAUCAGAACACAGGAACAGAGGGGAUUCCUGCCAGAGUAAGGCCCUCUACAAGAUCUCAGCAUCCAUCAGGGUCCAGUGCAUCCACAAGGGUAACAAAUGUUCAGAACUCAAGAUCUGUAGCGGUUUCUUCAGAAAAGCAUCCAUCAUCACACCUUUCUACUUCUAAAGAACAACUUCAUGACUAUCAAGAUAAGGAAGUCGAAAAUCCAUUGUCUAAAUCAAAACAAUCUUAUUCCUCAUCACAAGAUAGUGUCCAUUCCAGCUCCAGUCCUUCUUUUAAAACAAGAGCUGGUCAGUCCACCUUUUCUACCAACUCUAGACGGCAGUUGUCACCUCAAGGAUCCCGACAGACCCAUCGGGAAUCUGAAAGCAGACAUGAUGAUAGCCAAAAUUAUAGCACGGAAUUGGAGGACCAAGAUGCCAGGAUUAAUACACAUUCUACCCAUCACAAGGAUAUCUCUUCUUCUGGAUCAUCUUCUACCUCAUCCCUUUCCAAACAACAGCAAAUAGGGGUUAAGUCUGGAAAUGCUGAUGAAAAGUCGCAAAGUAGACAUACCUCUUUACCUUCUUCCAGAGGCUCAGGUUCAUCUCUGCCAGGCAGCAGGUCCAGUAGUAACAGAGAAACCUCUGCAAAGACUACAUUACCUUUUCUUCAUUCUCGUGCUCGAGUUCCUAGCAGAACAACAUCUCAGGUGGAGAAAAAAGAUAGUCUAUACCAAUCCACACCAUCAAAAAUAGAACCUCCUUCUAAAAGUCCUCUCUCAUCUUCCCUGAAGUCUCAUCAGUCAGUCUCAAAUGAUGAUGAUGACGAUGAUGAGAGAGAGUAUACAAGAAGAGACAAAGAAGAAGAUUCUAUUUCCUCUUCAGUUUCAAAGUGGCCUUCUUCCUCUAGUGGUAAAUAUGCAAAUAGAAAUAUUGGUAAGGAUAAGGAGAAGCCUGUAAAUCCUCUUUUUCCUCAUAGAGUGAGAUCUAAUGAAGAAGACAAUUCUACUCCUUUAAAACGUCCUAUUCCUCCAUCAUUAGGCAGUACUUCAAGAGCCUCCCAAAUUCCUAAUGCCCCUUCAAAAUUUCUUCCACGAUCGCGUAGUACCCAGAGUCCCAUCAGCACUACAUCCUUACAUACUACCACCCAUGCCCCACUUACUUAUUCUUCUACUACACCCAUGCUUUCACUACGUCAACGUAUGCUAAACUCAAGAAUACGGAACCCACCUUCAAGAUACCCUGUGAGACCUCCAUACAGACCAGGUAAUAAUGGCAGACCAAAUGUAGAUGGGAAAGUACUUCCGGGUAGUAAUGGACAACUAAGUGGACAGAGAAUUAUCAAUGGCCCUCAAGGAACAAAGUGGGUUGUAGAUCUUGAUCGGGGGCUGGUGUUAAAUGCAGAAGGAAGAUACCUCCAGGACUCCCAUGGAAACCCUCUUCGGGUUAAACUAGGAGGUGAUGGUCGGACAAUUGUGGAUAUGGGAGGGACUCCAGUGGUGAGCCCUGAUGGACUCCCCUUGUUUGGUCAGGGAAGGCAUGGCAAGCCUUUGGCUAGUGCCCAAGAUAGACCCGUGUUAAGCCUUGGAGGGAAACCAUUGAUGGGUUUGGAAGUUAUCAAAACCACCAGAACACCCACAACUACAUCAACCAAUCGUCCCACUACAACAAUGUCAACUACAAGCAGAAGCACCACCACCACCACUAUUGCUACCACCACCACCACCACCCCUGAACCAACAACUCCUGAGCCAACCAUCCCAGUGCCAACUUGUCCCCCAGGCACUUUUGAACAACAUGAUGAUGAUGGUAAUUUAAUAAUGGGAGCAGAUGGCAUGCCUGAAUGCUACUCCGAAGAAGCAGAUGAUUUCUCAGGGUUGGAGACAGAUACUGCAAUACCCACAGAAGAAGCUUAUGUUGUAUAUGAUGAAGAUUAUGAAUUUGAGACCACAUUGCCUCCAACCACUACCAAGUCCUCAACUACUACAAUGUCUGUGCCAAAGGUCAUCUCACCAGAGGGGUCAAUCAGUUCUUUUCCAGAGGAAGAAUUUGAUCUGGCUGGAAAGAAACGAUUUGUUGCUCCUUACGUGACCUAUCUGAAUAAAGACCCGCUGGCUCCAUGCUCUUUGACAGAAGCUCUGGAUCACUUCCAAGUAGAAAGUUUGGAUGAAAUCAUUCCAAAUGACUUGACAAAGAAUGACUUGCCUCCUCAGCAUGCCCCCCGGAACAUCACUGUGGUGGCUGUAGAAGGAUGCCACUCUUUCGUUAUUGUUGACUGGGAUAAAUCCACUCAGGGUGAUGUGGUUACAGGUUACUUGGUUUAUAGUGCAUCUUAUGAAGACUUCAUCAGGAACAAGUGGUCCACCCAGUCUUCAGGGGUUACUCAUUUACCUAUUGAGAAUCUCAAACCAAAUACAAGAUAUUAUUUUAAAGUUCAAGCAAAAAAUCCCUAUGGUUAUGGGCCUGUCAGUCCUUCAGUCUCUUUUGUUACAGAAUCAGACAAUCCAUUGCUGGUUGUAAGACCUCCAGGUGGGGAGCCCAUCUGGAUCCCAUUUGCUUUCAAAAGGGAUCCCAGCUACACAGACUGCCAUGGGAGACAGUAUGUGAAGAGAACAUGGUACCGAAAGUUUGUGGGAGUUGUUCUUUGUAAUUCACUGAGGUACAAGAUUUAUCUCAGUGAUAAUCUGAAAGAUACCUUCUAUAGCAUUGGAGAUAGCUGGGGGAGAGGUGAGGACCAUUGCCAGUUUGUAGAUUCUCACCUGGAUGGAAGAACGGGUCCUCAGUCAUAUGUGGAAGCCCUGCCUACUGUUCAAGGUUAUCAUCGCCAAUAUCGUCAGGAGCCCGUAGAAUUUGGCCGGAUUGGUUUUGGAACACCCUAUUAUUAUGUGGGAUGGUAUGAGUGUGGUGUCUCCAUUCCAGGAAAAUGGUAACCCAGUCACCAGUGAAAGUCCAGGCCAUACCUCUCAGACCUGUCAAACUACUUUUACCAGGAGACUAUGAGAUCUUUGGAAGAAAAUAAAGACAACGGUUGAGAACUUCCCAAGUCCAGGUGCUCAGAAGACCUAAAGCCUCAAUCCUAUGCACAUCUCACAUCUUAAAUCUGGGAGUCGGCUUCAGUACUUGACCUGGGACCAAAACAGGAUUUGCGUUUGAUAUUCAAAUUCCACUUUGCUUCUCUGUUUUAUGUGUGUAUGUUUGUUUUUUAAAAUCAACACAACCCCAAAGAAAUAAUAAAUAAGCAACUGAAAUGGAUCGCACUUUUCCUCAAUGAGACUUUCAAACUUUACUAAGCACAAAAUUUGGACAUUUCAUGUAUCUCAAAGGCAUGACCUAAGCAUGCUGUGCUUGCUUAAUGGAAUGCUAAAUAACUUUCCAUUGUUAUUAAUGGAAUCCUCUGUAACUGGCAGAGUUUUAAGCUUCAGAGUUUUAUUUUAUAGUUUGUUUGUUUUUUCCUAUGCAACAAUGCUGAGCUACUAAAAAACCCCACUCAAUAUAGAGUCUACAUAAGCCAUGCUCUACCAGUUUGCCCACUGCUGGACUAAUACCCCAAAUCACAUUGUAAAUCCACAAGGUAUAUAUGUGUAUGUAUGUAUAUGCAUAUAUAUGUCUGCAAGAAUAUUACUUUGAAUUGCUAAAUUUUUUUCAUAUCUUCUAGAUAAAUGUUUCUCAAUUUUCAUGUAAAAGGUGCUGUUUAUUAACAGGUCUUUAAAAAAUGUUUCCAUGGAAUAUGUACUAUGGAUAAAAUAACAGCUGUGGAAAGGACUGUUCUUUUUGCAAAUACUGUUAACCAUCACUAAGUCAUCUGCAUGAAUACCAUAGCCAGUAGUGUUUCAAAGGAUCAUCUGGAUUUCUGGCCUCAAACUAAAUGUCUCAGUCCAGCUGUGUUUUCUUGAUUUUUUUUCCAUUUUUGUCACUUCCCUUGAUAUUUAAUUCUUGAACCUGAGGCUUUUUGUUUCUCUCUGCCAAAGCAUGAGUUCUUUUUAAAGACACACUAAUAAUCUUUAACUUAAAAAUCCAUAUACUUACAAAUAUGCUCAUUUCAUCAGCAUCUCUCAUACAGAUCCGUCUAAUAAGGCUAGAUACUGGGAACAUCCCACUGGAGACCUCUUUCCAAGUUAGCAUCAUUUCUUUAGUGAAUAUUGUAUCAUUUCUUUUCAUUCAGCAGGUUUCAAAUACACCUGAAUAUGCUACCAUAAGAAAGGUUCCAUCAUGCCCCAGGCAAAGGAAGGCACUAUACUGGAAUCCCUAAGUCCCACUGUUAUGUACCACAGUGGUCUAAAUAUAAUCCAUACUUCUUCCUUUCUACAUAUGGAAUGCAUAAAACCUAAGGGUAGCCUCUUAUUAGUUAUUUUCAAUAUUCAUCUAUAUAUUUUCCUUUCAAAGAGAUUUCACUGGAGCUAUAUUUGAGGGCAGCCAAUUUGGGUCCAAUAGGAUGAUUUGAUAGCAUAAUAAGCUCAGAUCCCUAAAGAAAAUUAUCACUGCUUUCACCAUUAUUGAUCUGGAUUGUACAAUCUCUAGAGGCUAAUAUGAUAAAGUGAAACCUGGCACACCUAGAAGGCUUUUGUCUUGAAAGCAAAGCUUGCUGAGGGAAUUGGAGAACUCUGCAGCAUCUAUGUACCAAAGCUUAACAGUGGCAGUGAAACCCUAAAGAACAAUGAUAAUAAAAAUAGUUCACAUUUACACAAUG
Messenger RNA from Monodelphis domestica (gray short-tailed opossum), 7900 nucleotides. The record is from RefSeq and is a predicted model, not a curated record. Lineage: Eukaryota; Metazoa; Chordata; Mammalia; Didelphimorphia; Didelphidae.